AUGCUCGAAUUUUUACAUUUAUCUCAUCAGUUCGAAGGAAGUACGUCGGAAAAUGAAGAUUCUCAUUUGUCGCAUCACAGAAAUAAUGAUAUUUUCACUGGUGAUCCUAGAUCAAAACAUGCAUUUUUACAAUUAGAACGUAUUACACAUGAUUUAUAUUUCAAACAAUUACCAAGAAACUUAAUAAGAUGUGCUCAAUCAGAAUAUAAAAUUAUUCGAAAUAUUCAACGUCUUUUACGUGAACAGCCAGAUAUUGUCGUACGUCGAACAGAUAAAAGUAAAGUAUUUUAUAUUGGUAAAGUGGAUGAUUUUGAACGAAAAGCACAAGAAUAUAUGUUAAAAACUCAAGCUUAUGUAGAAGUUACCAAUGGUCGUUGUCCUUUAGCUGAUAAUUUACAUGCUGUACAAACUUUACUUGAUUAUCUUAUGGCUAAAAAUGUAAUUACUAGAAAACAACAUAAUAAGUUAUUACUAAAUCUAAACAAGCUAGAAUUAGGUCAUUAUCAUGGUCUUCCUAAAUCACGUAAAUCUGGAACACCUUUACAACCUAUUAUUGCAUCAAUCAAUGCACCAGCAACAUUGGUAUCAAAAUUUUUGAAUGAUUUUUUAGCACCUAUGUUUCUUCAAGUUGCUCGUAAAAUAACAUUUAUUAAUGGUAUUGAUGUGGUUCGGAAAUUAGAAAAAUAUGUUAGUGAUGGUCGCUUUAAAUCGGCAACAAAAUUUAUUACAGCUGAUGUUACUGAUCUUUAUACAAUGAUACCAAGACAAGGUGCAUUAGAAACAUUUGCUCGAUUUUGUCUUAAACAUUCGAAACGAGGUAAAAUAGGUACAUUCACAAUUGAUCAUAUUAUGAAAAUGGCUCAUCUAAUUUUGGAUACAAAUACUUUUAUCUACAAUAAAAAAUAUUAUCGACAAAUUCGUGGUAGUGCUAUGGGUUCAGCAUUUACAUAA
Messenger RNA from Rotaria sordida, 951 nucleotides. The record is from the annotation of a GenBank genome assembly. NCBI's taxonomy places the organism in Eukaryota, Metazoa, Rotifera, Eurotatoria, Philodinida, Philodinidae.